AUGGCGAACAACAGAUUGCAAUACCGGAGACGGAACCCGUACAACACGCGGUCCAACCAGGUCCGCAUCGUCAAGACCCCCGGCGGCGAGCUCCGGUACCUCCACAUCAAGAAGAAGGGCACUGCUCCCAAGUGCGGUGACUGUGGCAUCAAGCUCCCUGGUGUUCCCGCCCUCCGUCCCCGUGAAUACUCCCAGAUCUCCCGCCCCAAGAAGAACGUCAGCCGUGCCUACGGUGGUUCUCGCUGCGCCGGAUGUGUCAAGGACCGCAUUGUCCGUGCUUUCUUGAUUGAGGAGCAGAAGAUUGUCAAGAAGGUUCUCAAGGAGUCUCAGAAGGCCGGAAAGCGCUAA
Molecule: messenger RNA, 348 nt
Organism: Aspergillus glaucus CBS 516.65
Lineage: Eukaryota; Fungi; Ascomycota; Eurotiomycetes; Eurotiales; Aspergillaceae
Product: 60S ribosomal protein eL34
Exons: 4
Coding region: 1-348 (115 amino acids)
Biological process (GO): translation
Cellular component (GO): ribosome
Molecular function (GO): structural constituent of ribosome
Source: RefSeq, a predicted model, not a curated record